Messenger RNA from Polyodon spathula (Mississippi paddlefish), 4185 nucleotides. RefSeq names its product post-GPI attachment to proteins phospholipase 3 (gene pgap3). The coding region runs from base 188 to 1207 and encodes 339 amino acids. The record is from RefSeq and is a predicted model, not a curated record. The transcript has 8 exons. NCBI's taxonomy places the organism in Eukaryota, Metazoa, Chordata, Actinopteri, Acipenseriformes, Polyodontidae. Gene Ontology annotation, molecular function: hydrolase activity, acting on ester bonds. Gene Ontology annotation, cellular component: endoplasmic reticulum membrane. Gene Ontology annotation, biological process: GPI anchor biosynthetic process.
GGAGCAGGUUCGCUGACACAUAGGAAGUAGCGGGUACAGAAGCCCCAGCCCUUGUUAUGCUGGGUGAUUCCCGUGUAAUUCAGGAUUGAAGUCGGUCCACAGGCGAGCUGCUGUUAGGGGUUUGGAUGGCUUGAUCACCCUGCCCCUGCCCGUGCCCUGUUCUGUUCGUGUCUCCACCGCGCUGAGGAUGCGGCUAGCCGGAGCCCGAUGCUGGGUAAACGCUUUCCCCGCAGCCUGCCUGCUCCCGGGGGUUCUGGCUUGCUGUCUUCUGCUGGCCCCUGUCUCUGGGUCCCAGGGCGAUAAGGAGCCUUUUUACCGGGACUGCGUGAAGGAGUGUGUCCGAGCCAACUGCACCGGACCUCCGCUCGGAGGCUUCCUGUCCGCGCAGCCACGCUACAUGACAUUGACAGCGGCGUGUGUUCCAGGCUGGACUUGCCAAGAUGACUGCCGGUACCUCUGCAUGUGGAUCACAGUGGGCCUGUACCUCGCAGAGGGAUACAGAGUGCCUCAAUUCCAUGGGAAGUGGCCCUUCACCCGGUUCCUGUGCUUCGAGGAGCCUGUCUCAGCUCUGGCCUCGCUGCUCAACGGACUGGCCUGUCUGGUCAUGCUGAUCCGUUACCGCAGUGCAGUGCCCAGGCAGUCCCCCAUGUACUAUACCUGCUGUGCAUUCUCCAUGGUGUCUCUAAAUGCUUGGUUCUGGUCGAUGGUGUUUCAUACGCGGGACACCUACCUGACUGAGAAAAUGGAUUACUUCUGUGCAUCGGCUGUGAUCCUGUACUCCGUCUACCUGUGCUGUGUGAGGACCCUCGGACUCCAGCGCCCUGAUCUCUCUAGUUGUUUCGGGGUGCUGCUGAUUCUCAUGUUUGCAUCUCACGUUUCCUACCUGACCUUCGUCAACUUCGACUACGGAUACAACAUGGCCGCCAACACUGCCAUCGGUAUAAUUAACCUGCUGUGGUGGCUCGCCUGGUGUUAUGGGAACCGGCGCACUCUGCCGUACUGGUGGAAGUGUGCCGCGGUGGUACUGCUACUUCACGGCCUGGCGCUGCUCGAGCUCCUCGACUUCCCGCCGCUCCUCUGGGUCCUCGACGCUCAUGCCAUCUGGCAUCUCAGCACUGUGCCCGUGCACUUCCUGUUCUACAGUUUCCUCAUCGAUGACAGCCUACACCUUCUCAACACGCAGAAACGAGGCCUGAAACUGGACUAAGGGGUCAUCUGACCAAUCAGGAACAGAAGCUCAACUGGAGUGGUCAUCAUAUGACUGAUCACCCUCCAAUUGGGGCCUGCAGCUCCAGGAAGGGGCGGGGCACAGUUCUGCACUUUCUUGCUUGUAAAAUUCUCUGUUUAUUUUUUGUUAUCUAUUUUUUUCUUUUUUUUUUUAUGAUGAUGAUUUUGUGCUGCAUUCACUGAUUGUUUGCCUUGAUCAGACAGGCAGUGUCCCCAGUCAGCCAGCCAGCCUCAGCUCCAGAACCUCCCCGAAUGCUGGUGAGAUUCAGACCCGCUGGUUCACCAGCUCUGUAAGGGAGUGGUGAGUUGCAGCCAGCCCUGUAACUGAGCUCUGGGGGGAGAGGCUGGUCUGAGGGAUGCUGUCUGUCUUUCUCUUCUGUCUGAUACCAUAUUUGUUGCUGCUUUUCAAAAUAUCUAUUUUUUUUAUAAUUUGUAUUAUUUCUGUUUGCCAAAUAUCUGUUCAUUCUUCACCUUUGCUGCCUUUUGUUUCUUUUCACUUGGUCUCAGAGGGACCAAUGCUGAAGUAUUCACAACAAUGAAAUCCCUGUAUUCUGAUCAUCGCCUGCUCUGAAAUAUUUCUGCUCUUCAUUUGGAGUUGACAAAAACAGUCCUAAGUGCUGGAGAGGGUGAUAGUGAGAGUGGAGAAUGCCUGGGUGUGAGAGAGGGAGGAAUGGACUGAGUGAGAAUACAUGUCUGCACUCUUUGAGAGCUCUGUGUGAGAGAGUAGGGAGAGUGAUAGUAGCGUCUUUGCUCUGAGAGCUCUGUGUGAGAGAGUAGGGAGCGUGAUAGUAGCGUCUCUGCUCUGAGAGCUCUGUGUGUGAGAGAGUAGGGAGAGUGAUAGUAGCGUCUCUGCUCUGAGAGCUCUGUGUGUGAGAGAGUAGGGAGAGUGAUAGUAGCGUCUCUGCUCUGAGAGCUCUGUGUGUGAGAGAGUAGGGAGAGUGAUAGUAGCGUCUCUGCUCUGAGAGCUCUGUGUGAGAGAGAGUAGGGAGAGUGAUAGUAGCGUCUCUGCUCUGAGAGCUCUGUGUGAGAGAGAGUAGGGAGAGUGAUAGUAGCGUCUCUGCUCUGAGAGCUCUGUGUGUGAGAGAGUAGGGAGAGUGAUAGUAGCGUCUCUGCUCUGAGAGCUCUGUGUGAGAGAGUAGGGAGAGUGAUAGUAGCGUCUCUGCUCUGAGAGCUCUGUGUGAGAGAGAGUAGGGAGCGUGAUAGUAGCGUCUCUGCUCUGAGAGCUCUGUGUGUGAGAGAGUAGGGAGAGUGAUAGUAGCGUCUCUGCUCUGAGAGCUCUGUGUGUGUGAGAGAGUAGGGAGAGUGAUAGUAGCGUCUUUGCUCUGAGAGCUCUGUGUGAGAGAGUAGGGAGCGAGAUAGGAGCGUCUCUGCUCUGAGAGCUCUGUGUGAGAGAGCAGGGAGAGUGGUAGUAGCGUCUCUGCUCUGAGAGCUCUGUGUGUGAGAGAGUAGGGAGAGUGAUAGUAGCGUCUCUGCUCUGAGAGCUCUGUGUGAGAGAGAGUAGGGAGAGUGAUAGUAGCGUCUCUGCUCUGAGAGCUCUGUGUGAGAGAGAGUAGGGAGAGUGAUAGUAGCGUCUCUGCUCUGAGAGCUCUGUGUGUGAGAGAGUAGGGAGAGUGAUAGUAGCGUCUCUGCUCUGAGAGCUCUGUGUGUGAGAGAGUAGGGAGAGUGAUAGUAGCGUCUCUGCUCUGACAGCUCUGUGUGAGAGAGAGUAAGGAGAGUGAUAGUAGCGUCUCUGCUCUGAGAGCUCUGUGUGUGAGAGAGUAGGGAGAGUGAUAGUAGCGUCUCUGCUCUGAGAGCUCUGUGUGAGAGAGCAGGGAGAGUGGUAGUAGCGUCUCUGCUCUGAGAGCUCUGUGUGUGAGAGAGUAGGGAGAGUGAUAGUAGCGUCUCUGCUCUGAGAGCUCUGUGUGAGAGAGAGUAGGGAGAGUGAUAGUAGCGUCUCUGCUCUGAGAGGUCUGUGUGAGAGAGUGGGGAGAGUGAUAGUAGCGUCUCUGCUCUGAGAUGUCUGUGUGUGAGAGAGUAGGGAGAAUGAUAGUAGCGUCUCUGCUCUGAGAGCUCUGUGUGAGAGAGAGUAGGGAGAGUGUUGUCUACGUGUUGCUGUUUCAGCUCUCUGGUGUUCCACAGAGCCCCUCAGUGUGAAUACAGAUCCUGCAGCGCUUCGCUCGUGUGCCUUUGUGACUGUGCCAUUCUUCCCCUGGACUGCAGCAAAUAGCCUCCCCGCACACAGUAUUCCUUUCCUCUGAGUCCAGGACUUCAAACCUAUUCACUGUACUGCACUGGGGUAGAGCGUGUGGGUGUGGUGCUGAUCGCUCUCAACAGGGAGUCUUUGCGUAGAAAAACACUGACAAAAUGCAUGGAUUUCAACAUUGUGUUUGCGAUUCAUAACUGUAGUUGCUAAGGUCCUAUAGGGGAGCCCGGACUCCUGUAGUGUCUAUAGGGGGGGUAUAUGGACCCCACCGCACCCACCUUUAUUGGACAUGUGCCUGCUUCCCUCCUGCAGAUUUAUUUUUGUAUUGCAAAUUAAUAGUCAAUAGCGUGUUUCCUGCUUGUAAUGAAGAACUUUGAUUUUGUAAAACAAGGCUGUUGUCCUGGUUCAAGCACUUAGUGUGUACUUUCAGUUUGCACAACAGCUUUGGGAGGGGGGGGGGGUUGGCUUUUAUUAUUAUGACUUUUUAUCUUUAUUAUUUUUUCAUUUUUUGGGGGGGGUUGUUUUUAUAAUUCAUGCUCCUCCACACUGAUUCAUUUUUGACGGUGGGCUGGUAGAAUAAUUAACCUUGCAGAGAGCCACGGCUCGUUGAUGGGUGAAGCGUACUUUCACAUUCAUACAGGGGUAUUAAUAACAAUGCCAGAUGGUGUGGGCACUGGACUUCACUUUCUUACAAAAGGGAAUCAUGGAAAACAGAUGAUUUACUGUGGAGGCUUACUUUGUAAACAUGCAAUAAUAAAGGAAAGAGGGAUUGGAAA